AUGAAGUGCCACUACGAGGUGCUGGGCGUGAAGCGCGACGCGGCCGAGGAAGAGCUGAAGCGAGCCUACCGGAGGCUGGCGCUGCGUUGGCACCCAGAUAAGAACCUAGAAAAGGCUGAGGAGGCUGCAGAGCAGUUCAAGUUGAUCCAAGCGGCGUAUGAUGUGCUAAGUGACCCUCAAGAGAGAGCCUGGUACGACAAUCACAGAGAAGCUCUGUUAAAAGGCGGGGUUGACGGAGAGUAUCAGGACGACAGUGUAGAUAUCCUCCGCUUCUUCACUGUGACCUGUUACUCUGGCUAUGGAGAUGAUGAAAAGGGUUUCUAUGCAGUGUAUCGUCACGUCUUUGAAAUGAUUGCAAAAGAAGAAAUGGAAUCCAUGCCUGAGGAAGAUGCUGAAGAAUUUCCAAGUUUUGGAGACUCUCAGAGUGACUAUGACACGGUAGUCCACUGCUUUUACGCUCACUGGCAAAGUUUUUGCACUCGGAAGAACUUUGCCUGGAAGGAAGAGUAUGACACGCGGCAGGCGUCGAACCGCUGGGAGAAGCGGGCGAUGGAGAAAGAGAACAAGAAAACCCGUGACAAAGCCCGGAAGGAAAGGAACGAGAUGGUCCGCGAACUGGUUGCCUUCAUCCGAAAGCGGGACAGGCGAAUCCAGGCCCACCGGAAGCUUCUGGAAGAGCAGAACGCAGAGAAGGCCAAGAAGGUGGAAGAGCUCCGCAGGCAGCAGAAACUAAAGCAAGCCAAGCUGGCUGAGCAGUAUAAAGAGCAGAGCUGGAUUACCAUGUCAGAUCUCGAGCGAGAGCUGCAGCAGAUGGAAGCCCAAUAUGAAAAGGAGUUUGGCGACGGAUCAGACAGUGAGGAGGAAGGAGGAUCCCAAGAGCUGAAAGAAGGACAAGAAGACAAACUAAAUGAUGAGGCGGAUGAUGCUGAAUAUUAUGAUGAUCUGUACUGUGCUGCUUGUGACAAAUUCUUUAAGACUGAAAAAGCCAUGAAGAACCACGAAAAAUCCAAAAAGCAUCGGGAGAUGGUCGCCUUAUUGCGGCAGCAGCUGGAGGAUGAAGAGGAAAGAUUUUCUCUCGCUGCAGCUGACGAGAAUGGAUUAGAAGCUAAAGAAGAGGAGGAGGAGGAAGAAAUACCCAAGCAAAAGCUCUCAAAGAAGCAGAGAAAGAAACAAAAACCUAUGACGGCACAGGAAUUCCCUGUCGAUGGCCAAAGCAUGGGCGAUCAAGCUGCUGAAGCGAGUGAGGCCAUUUGUGCUAACCAGGGUAAUACAGCUGAAGAAUUGGAGAAUGCCAGCAAAAGCCACAACACAGAAGCAAACACUGGGGGAAAUGGAGCUCCCACUAAUGAACCAAAAACAGAGGCGAAAAUCAAUCCAAAAGCUAAAGGGAAGAAAGUAAAAGAUACAAAGAAAACACCUGCACGAAGUUCUUCAGAACAUCAAACCGUGAAUGAAGCUCCUCUCCGGUGCGUCACCUGCCAUUGUGAAUUCCAGUCGCGGAAUAAGCUGUUUGACCAUUUGAAAGCAACGGGCCACGCCAAGGCGGUCCAGGCGCCAACCGCGAACGGAGCCAUGGGCAGCCGAAGCAAAAAAGAAAAGCGUAAAAACAGAUAGGGCUCCCUGAAGGAGAUGGCAGGAAAACUGGCGGGCAG
Molecule: messenger RNA, 1652 nt
Organism: Euleptes europaea (tarantolino)
Lineage: Eukaryota; Metazoa; Chordata; Lepidosauria; Squamata; Sphaerodactylidae
Gene: DNAJC21
Product: DnaJ heat shock protein family (Hsp40) member C21
Exons: 12
Coding region: 1-1614 (537 amino acids)
Cellular component (GO): cytoplasm
Molecular function (GO): nucleic acid binding; zinc ion binding
Source: RefSeq, a predicted model, not a curated record